AAGAAUCACAGCCACCUCUUCUUUGAUGACCACGCCUGGGAAAUGUACAUGAACUCUCUGAAACCAUUGGGUCUUAGCAUUUUGCUUAACACGUGCAACUUGGAGACCAUCGAGCAGUAUACGGAGUUCGCCGAUCACGUAUCUUGCAUGUCUCACAAGCACAAGGAAGCCAUACCUGUAGUCAACAGAAGAUGUUUUUGUGAACUUACAAGGCAAAUUGGUUUUGGACAAAACGCCAAAGAAAUAUUUCAAACUCAAAACGUUUACGGGAUUUAUCAACACGUUGACAGCAGAUGCAGCAGUGAGGACAAGUCGCACACGGAGAAGUACAAGAUGCCCAUGCCAAGCAUGUUUUGCGUGGCUGUCAAGGACUUGUCCACGAAUACGACUCAGCUGUUCUCUCAAGGCAUGGCUGACAUACUUUUGAAUCUAUGUACUGAUUAUUGGGAUGGUCAAAAUGUUCAACCGCUGGCAGAAGCUGAAAGGAAGAAGAUAGCCGAUUUUUAUCAUAGAACGAGCAUGACGUCAUACUGCACAGCCUUCUCCUAUCGCCCAUUGGAAGACGUUUCUCUAUCAAUUGCAAAUGAUUUCUACUACGAGAUUCCAGAAGCACAUUUUCUAUCCAGGAAUCACGAUGGAUUAUUGCUGAGACCUAACUACCAUGAAUUCUCAGGACCCAGCUAUGUCGAUAGUGAUCUGAAAUGUUAUUCAAAGCAGCCUUUCAAGAUGCUUAACAAUCAAAUAUUCAUUGGAAUGGUAACAAUGCAGUAUCAAGCUAAGCAGGAGGUAGUGAACCUUAUAGAGAACCUGGAGUCAUCCUGUAUUCGAUUCGUUCACUUCUCAAAAGAAAAUGAAUUAAGAAGUCGGGUUUUUUCAGAAAAAAUGGGCCUGGAGGCUGGCUGGAACUGCCACAUUUCUCUCCUAACUGACUCAGAAGAAAAACAAUUAAAUGAGACUUCGUCGACACUAGAAUGGCAGAAGAGAGUUACGAAACCAUUCAAUCACUCCAAAUCUGGCAGCGCUCCUCAUAUAAAUAUGUAUUGCUCUCAAUACCAUGCCGACAAUUUAAACGACAAGUUAACAGAUUCGCCGGCAGCCGCGGAGGAAUAUGACGCAACGAAAAGUCUGCAAAAAAACAGAUCCUCUGCAAAACUUCCGAAGGGGAUUGAAAAUAUACGACCUCAUAUUAACAACAUUGACAAUGUUCCUCUUCAGGUAUCUUUGUUCACAGACUGUUCAACUUCAACUACUUGUGAAAUGUUGAAAAUUUUACAAGAGUAUGGCGAAGUGACAUGUUGCCUGGGGAGUUCACUGAACAUUGAGAACUUCUCGAUAUUUUUGCAGGCUGACUGCAGCAUUUCCAUCCACCCAAUUUAUCCAUAUCUAUGUCUUCAAAAGAAUGAAAAGAACAAUCAUCUGCUGAAUGAUUUCACUUCUCCCUUUGGUCUAAGUUCCUACAUGAUCAGCCUGCCAUGCUCCUUGUUGUUCAACAACUGCAGCUUGUCUCGCAUGCCUAAGCUUAUUGCUGAGGCUCAGAAACAUUGUCAAAGAGUUUCUUCUGCGGCCCACUUAUACUUGUCAUUGCAGAUGAGUUUGGUCCUGUUGCAAUUAAUGACGACCUUGUUUUUUCUGCCACCUUGUUUGACUGCACAUCAAGUUACUUGGUUGUCUCUGUUUGUUGUGCCACUAAUAAGCUUUUCAAUGAUGAACAAUCCAUCUUAUUCUCAAAUACCCAACAAUCUACAAGGGAAAAAUAGAAAACAGCUUUUAAACCAGACAUUUUUCGUGGGCGCAUUCAGCUUUCUCGUUCGAUUUGUUCCAACCAUAGCAGUUUGUUUGUUGUGUUUUGCUCUCAAUCUUAGAAGUUUUUGCGUAAAUGGAGCUGGAAAUUCAACUGUCGUUUGUCACAUUAAUUUUGGCUGCGGGCACGUGGAAUGGAUGGACGACAAAACACCUGCACUCUUACCAACAUUUAAAAUAUUUUUAAUUUAUUUCUCAUUUGAAGUGGUCAUUUCUUAUUGCAACAUACAUCACUUGAAAUAUUUCUGGAGAAUACGCCCAAAAGAAAAUGUUCUCUGGUGCUUCAUAUGCCCCGUCAUAUUGGUCGUACAAGCAUCCUGGUUCACAUUCCUUGUAGUCGGCUCCGAUUAUGAGGAGCGGUCUUCACUCAGCUACGUUUCAGCUCUCGUUUGGCCUGUUUCACUGCUUUGGGUUAUCGGUAUUAUAACGAUUCACGAGCUGGUGAAAAGAAAAGAAAUGAAGAUUUGGAUCAGACACCAGAAGAGGGCGAAGUUAGACUUUGGAACUAAAUUGGGAAUGAACUCUCCAUUCUAA
This is a messenger RNA of Helobdella robusta, 2334 nucleotides long. RefSeq lists its product as hypothetical. The record is from RefSeq and is a predicted model, not a curated record. The annotation marks the transcript as partial. Gene Ontology annotation, molecular function: nucleotide binding. NCBI's taxonomy places the organism in Eukaryota, Metazoa, Annelida, Clitellata, Rhynchobdellida, Glossiphoniidae. The transcript has 18 exons.